Diaporthe amygdali is the source of this 1611-nucleotide messenger RNA. RefSeq lists its product as uncharacterized. The record is from RefSeq and is a predicted model, not a curated record. The transcript is spliced from 3 exons. Bases 1 to 1611 code for a protein of 536 amino acids. Lineage: Eukaryota; Fungi; Ascomycota; Sordariomycetes; Diaporthales; Diaporthaceae.
AUGACUAACCACUUCUACGGGUCUUCACUCUUUCAGGCCCGUAAGACUGACCACGACCACCACCGUCACUCGCACUUGCACGGACGCAGUGCCAACCACCUUCGCUCGCAUGCCCAAUUCCACAGGCGCCAGGAGGAAAACGAAACCGCAGACCUGGAUUCAGGCGACCCCACCAUCACCGAGGUUGUGCAGACCAUCUCAGUCGUCCAGGUCAUCGAUGGCUCAGGCGCCAUCAUCGAGACUAAGACUUUGGUGUCCGAUCCGCAGACCAACUUGGUAGACGCCGAGACGGGGUCCACUAUUGACCCCGGGGUGAAGGUUGUAUCACCAACCUCCGACUCGGCCGGUGCUGCGACAACCUCGUCCACCGCCACCGAGACUCCCAUCUCGUCUGUGGACCCCGUCUCAGUUCCUUCCGAGACCACAACACCAUCCGCCAACCCCUCCGAUGCGUCCUCGACUGCCUCCUCCACGUCCCUGGUGACCACCGAACCCAUCACAUCACUCGUUCCAACUUUGUCAAUUCCCUCGACCUUCCCUUCUCUGAGUUCCACCUUCAACUCUACCAUUUGUGACUUCGCUUACUUCUUCCUCGUCAUCUUUGCUAUCAAGUUCCUCUACUCGUUCAAAUUCUACAGUGACUACCAGUUCCUCGGUAGGAAGCUCUACGGCAUCCCAGUCGCUAUCAUCGCUGGGGCUUCUUCCACAUCCUCCAGCUCGGAGUCACUUUCAGCCUCACCGUCAUCUACGUUUGGUGUAGGAGGCGGUGACGGUACUGCCGCGACUACUAUACUUGCCACGCCCUCAUCAUCUUCCACAUCAGCAUCUUCCGGAUCCUCGAGCGAUGACUCAACUCCGCCGACUGGCACGGUUGUCGGAGGCGUGGUCGGUGGUGUAGCUGGACUCGCGCUUCUGAUCGCAUUUGCUUUCAUGCUUCUCAGGCUAAGGAAGCGCGGAUGGUGUCACAUGCGGCUGGGUGGUGGCGACGACAAAUCCAUCACUCCAGCUACCAGGGCUGUGGGCGCUGGCCCUUCAGGAGAAGGCGCUGACGCUGGCGGCGGAGACGGUGGUGGCAGUGGUGGCGGCGGCAGUGGUACAUAUGGAACCAUGCAGAGGUCAUCAGCACCCUACUCAGUCGCUUCUUCGCUCGCGGCCUUGGCAGGAAAGCGGUCAUCCAGGGAGCGGUCCAACACAGGGUCAGAAAUGGCCGAGAGAGGCUUUGUUCGAGUGUCCGGAAAGAAGCUGCCGCCCGUGCUGCAGUACGGAGGCGACGGGUACUCCGACCCACGUGACCGGAACAGUCUCAAUAGCGAUGCUUCAGUCUACCGAGACUCGAUGGCCAUUUUCAACCAGGGCACUCAUCAGCGUCUGGCUCUUGGUUCCCCCAUGCGGCCAGAGAGUGGGGUCAUGGUAUACAACCCAGGUCCUGCGAAGACGCCUGUCACGGGCGAAGUCCCGAAGACGAUUGACUCACCGACACUCCCUCAGAGCUCCACGCUCCCCCCGGCAGACGCCAUCGGCAGGACUCUCGCGGCUCAGGACUACUCCCGCGAUGGCUCGGGUUCCCGAGCGUCACGGGGGUCGGGCAGAUUCACCGAGCAACUCUCUUGA